ACCAAAUAAAGCCACCAAACCCAAUCCUCUUCAGCUUCCUCGCUUCUACCACUCUCCAUCUAUCCGCCCCUUCCUCUCUAACCCCAGCCGCGUAUCACAUCGGAGAGAGAGAGAGAGAGCAUAGGCAUACUCAAUGGCAGCAAUGGUAGGAGCAUCCACAGCAGCAGCAAAGCUUCUUCUAUUCACAUCAUCAUCUCCCUCAACAAGCAGCAGCAGCUGCAACAAAAGAGCAAACACCUCAUCUACACCUCUCCUCUCUUCCUCAUUCACCAAUUCCUCCUCUUCACUACUUUCUAGCAUUAGCAGCGGCUGUGUUCAAUGGUGGACAAGGGCAACGCCAUUGACGAGCAGGCCGAGGAGACUGCCGGUUGUCCGUGCCGCCCGUGGCAAGUUCGAGCGCAAGAAGCCCCACGUGAACAUUGGCACCAUCGGUCAUGUCGACCACGGCAAGACCACCCUCACAGCCGCUCUCACCAUGGCCCUUGCCUCCCUCGGCAACAGCGCCCCCAAGAAGUACGACGAGAUCGAUGCCGCCCCCGAGGAGCGGGCCCGUGGUAUCACCAUCAACACCGCCACCGUCGAGUACGAGACAGAGAACCGCCACUAUGCUCACGUCGACUGCCCCGGCCAUGCCGACUAUGUCAAGAACAUGAUUACUGGCGCGGCCCAGAUGGAUGGAGCCAUCCUCGUUGUUUCGGGGGCGGACGGGCCCAUGCCCCAGACCAAGGAGCACAUCCUGCUGGCGAAGCAGGUCGGGGUCCCCAACAUGGUGGUUUUCCUCAACAAGCAGGACCAGGUGGACGACGAGGAGCUCCUCCAGCUUGUCGAGCUCGAGGUGAGGGAGCUCCUCUCAUCCUAUGAGUUCCCAGGUGAUGAUGUCCCCAUCAUUUCGGGCUCCGCCCUUCUUGCCCUCGAGGCGCUCAUGGCCAACCCCACCAUCAAACGCGGCGACAACUCUUGGGUCGACAAAAUCUACGAGCUCAUGGAUUCUGUUGACAGCUACAUACCAAUCCCCCAGCGGCAGACCGAACUCCCAUUCCUCCUCGCCGUUGAGGACGUCUUCUCCAUCACUGGCCGUGGCACUGUCGCCACCGGCCGUGUUGAGAGGGGUACCAUCAAGGUCGGUGAAACUGUUGACCUUGUUGGCCUCAGGGAGACCCGCUCAACCACAGUCACUGGUGUCGAGAUGUUCCAGAAGAUCCUCGACGAGGCGCUUGCUGGCGAUAAUGUUGGAAUCCUCCUUAGGGGUAUACAAAAGGCCGACAUCCAGAGAGGCAUGGUCCUAGCCAAGCCUGGCACCAUCACCCCCCACACCAAAUUCACUGCCAUUGUCUAUGUCCUCAAGAAGGAGGAGGGUGGAAGGCACUCACCGUUCUUUGCUGGCUACCGCCCCCAGUUCUAUAUGAGGACCACCGAUGUCACAGGCCGGGUCGCCUCCAUCAUGAACGACAAGGAUGAGGAGUCCAAGAUGGUCAUGCCUGGGGACCGUGUCAAGAUGGUUGUUGAGCUCAUCAUGCCCGUUGCUUGCGAGCAGGGGAUGAGGUUCGCUAUCAGAGAAGGCGGCAAGACUGUUGGGGCUGGGGUCAUCCAGUCCAUCAUCGAGUGAUUGAUUGCAUCAGUCUUUCCUCCUCAGAACAACAGAAAUGAUGCUGAAUUCGGUCGGUAAUCUCUUUUAAACAAGCCAGUGAAAAUUCACAAUUGCAUCCAUGUUAUAUAGGUUCACCUUAUACUGUUGUUCUUCCUUUUUGUCUUUUGCUGUGAUUUUGGUUAGGUAGUUAAACUCAUGAUGAAUUUAUGUAAUUGCUUCAGAGAUUUCAUACUCUUUUUUUU
Magnolia sinica is the source of this 1830-nucleotide messenger RNA. RefSeq names its product elongation factor Tu, chloroplastic. Gene Ontology annotation, cellular component: mitochondrion. The coding region runs from base 134 to 1606 and encodes 490 amino acids. Gene Ontology annotation, molecular function: GTPase activity; GTP binding; translation elongation factor activity. NCBI's taxonomy places the organism in Eukaryota, Viridiplantae, Streptophyta, Magnoliopsida, Magnoliales, Magnoliaceae. Gene Ontology annotation, biological process: mitochondrial translational elongation. The record is from RefSeq and is a predicted model, not a curated record. The transcript has a single exon.